GGGCAGCCGCCAUUUUGUCCUGCGGUGGCUGGGUAUUUAGAGCGAGCCGCGAGCGCAGUGGCAGAGCCACAGCUGUGGGGCGAGGAGGGGAGAACGGAGCGAGCGGGAGAGCGACGCCGCCGUCGCUGUCGCCGACAGUAACAACGAGGCCCACCAUCUUGCAGCGCCCACCGCGACCGCUUGUCAGGACAUUUAAUACCACCCGGCGGAGGAGGGAAGGGAAGGAAGAAAAAUCAGCUGUAGCCGCCGCAGUAGACGGAUAAGGAGCCCCGUCCAACGCCGCCUUUUGCAGCCUCUCCUCUUCCUCCUGCCCGUUUUUCAUAUAUAUUUAUAUAUUAUAUUGUUGGGUUUUUUUUUUUUUUAAAAAAUCCUCCUCUGCUUGUCGCAGCUCCGCCAUGACGACCGCAGCUCCCGGUCCCGAGUAUUCCUCCUUCUUCGCCGUCAUGGGCGCCUCGGCUGCCAUGGUCUUCAGCGCGUUGGGAGCUGCAUAUGGCACAGCGAAGAGCGGUACAGGUAUUGCAGCCAUGUCUGUAAUGCGGCCAGAGCUGAUCAUGAAGUCCAUCAUUCCUGUUGUCAUGGCGGGUAUUAUAGCAAUCUAUGGCUUGGUCGUGGCAGUCCUUAUUGCCAACAAUCUCUCACAUGACGUCUCAUUAUACAAGAGCUUCCUUGAUCUGGGUGCUGGUCUGAGCGUUGGCCUUAGUGGGCUGGCGGCAGGCUUUGCCAUCGGCAUAGUGGGUGAUGCAGGCGUACGGGGAACAGCACAACAGCCUAGGUUAUUUGUGGGCAUGAUCCUGAUCUUGAUCUUCGCUGAAGUUUUGGGUCUGUAUGGGCUCAUUGUUGCCCUUAUCCUUUCCACAAAAGGAUAAAAAAAAACCACAGAGUAUGAUGUGUAAAAAAAAAAAAAAUAAAUCUGAAAAACAAACUAAUCUCCAGAAUGAAAAUGGUCUCUCCACAAUGUGUACAGUUGUUAUCAGUUUGGUAGUUGAUCUCUUGUAAAUGCGCAAUGUAUGUUAGUGACUCGUCUGUCCUGUGUGUACUUCAAUAUUAAAAUUGGAUGAGCUGCCUCAAGCCUAGGUAGGGCUUGAGGGAAGCUCAUGUGCAAUUUUCCAUCUAUUUGCCAUUAGAGUACUUUAUGUAUAAAUAUGAACUAGAAAUUGUAACUUUUUUCUCUUCACUGGAUGUUUUAUUUAUAAGACUUGACAUGUCCAUACAUAUGGAGCAAGAGUUUUCAAUUUCCCAUGCUAUAUAUAUUAAUCUCAUAUAUAGGUAGAUUAAUACACUGUGGGGUUAAUUGUAUCUGCAGAGAAAUCCUUGGAUGUAAUUUGAUUCUCAAAAGAUUGCUGUCGUGUCCUGGUAUUGGAGUGUGAGACUGUUUGUGUUUAUACAAAUAACAGCAAAAUGUCAGACACUCCUGUGUUCCCAGUAGUAAAAAAAAAAAAUCUGUAUGCUUCGGCAUCAAAGUUGUGCUCCCAGUGAUGGGUUUUGCAGUUAUACGUUUCCAGAUAAUAAAACUUCCUCCACUACAUCAUUGUAAA
Messenger RNA from Rhineura floridana, 1535 nucleotides. It is a transcript of the gene ATP6V0C, whose product is annotated as ATPase H+ transporting V0 subunit c. The record is from RefSeq and is a predicted model, not a curated record. The transcript is spliced from 3 exons. Bases 396 to 866 code for a protein of 156 amino acids. Gene Ontology annotation, biological process: proton transmembrane transport. Gene Ontology annotation, molecular function: proton-transporting ATPase activity, rotational mechanism. Gene Ontology annotation, cellular component: proton-transporting V-type ATPase, V0 domain. NCBI's taxonomy places the organism in Eukaryota, Metazoa, Chordata, Lepidosauria, Squamata, Rhineuridae.